This is a messenger RNA of Myotis brandtii (Brandt's bat), 2252 nucleotides long. RefSeq names its product C4b-binding protein alpha chain. The transcript is spliced from 13 exons. The record is from RefSeq and is a predicted model, not a curated record. Lineage: Eukaryota; Metazoa; Chordata; Mammalia; Chiroptera; Vespertilionidae. Gene Ontology annotation, biological process: negative regulation of complement activation, classical pathway. Bases 207 to 2003 code for a protein of 598 amino acids.
UCAGCCGUCCCCAAUCAGUCAACCACAUGGCUGUAAUUCCGGGACUUUUGUGCACUGGAACCUUAGACAGGUUCAGGAAAUUCUGGUAAACUCUUAUCUGAGGAUGAACUAGGACUAUUAGAGAUCAAGGCAGUUUUCUUCCUUAAGAAACUGCUCCAGGCACCAUAAUAGAGUCUUCUACUGCUUCCUCAGCUACUUGCAGAAAAAUGGUGGCGACGCCUCAGAGCAUGUUCCCUCCAAGAGCUCCCGAUGAGACCCUGGAUAGAAAGGGGAAAAUGACAGCCUGGCCCUUCUCUAGGCUGUGGAGAGUCUCUGAUUCUACUCUGUUCCAAAUGGCCUUGGUGGCAGCUCUAUUGGCUACUGUUCUUGGCGAUUGUGGUCCCCCACCCAGUUUACACUUUGCUUUUCCAACGAAAGAGUUGAAUGAGACAAGCUACAAAGAGAGAACCCGUCUGACAUACAGCUGCCGCCCUGGCUACUUUAGGACCAGUUCAAAAGGUGCUUAUGUUACCUGUGAAAGAGGCAGUUGGCAGCACGAAACCUUCUGUGUCAAGAAAAAAUGCAGCAACCCAGGAGAAUUACGUAAUGGGGAAGUGAUCAUGAAGCCAGAUUACUCUUUUGGAUCACAUAUAGAAUUCAACUGUUUAGAAGGGUAUGUCUUAAUAGGCCCAACCACUAGUUAUUGUGAGAUCCAAGAUAGAACAGUUGGCUGGAGUCAUCGUUUUCCAGAAUGUGUAAUUGCCCAAUGUGAGGCCCCUCCAGCCAUCAGCCACGGGAAGCACAAUGGUUGGCGUGAAGAGUCCUAUACUGAGGCUGGAAAGUUAGCAGGGCCAGGCUAUGAAGGGCCCCGUGUGGUUCUUUCAGAAGUUCAGGACGAAGGUAAUGGAGAGACGUUGAAAUGUGUUGCAUUUCAGAAAGAAAUCACCUGUCCUCAGCCAUAUGUUAACCAUGGAAGGAUCGUCUUAGGAUUUAGACACUCCUAUACUUACAAAGACUCUAUUACUAUUGAGUGCAAUAAAGGUUUUACCAUCAAAGGCAGCAAUGUAGUUCGUUGUGGAGCUGAUGACAACUGGAGUCCUCCUCUUCCCAUCUGUGAGAUCUAUAGUUGUACUAACUUAUCAGAUAUCCCACACGCUUCCUGGGAACCAUAUAACUACCGCCUACCAACAAAAGACGAACUGUAUGAAGUUGGGACUGUGCUGAGGUACCGCUGUCAUCCUGGCUAUAAAACCGCCAGAAAUAAGCCUAAGAUUGUGACUUGUCAGAGAAAUUUGGAGUGGACCCCAUAUGAAGAAUGUGAGGAGGUUUGCUGUCCAGUACCAGAGCUGAAGAAUGGCAAAAUCACUCCUCGAAAACAACAGAGGAGAGGUUUGGCCAACAAGUGUGAAUAUUUCUAUGGAGACUCGAUUUCAUAUUCAUGUCCUGGGAGACGUAACUCUGAAGCUUCAUGCCAAGGAGAUGGCACCUGGAGUCCUGAAACCCCAACAUGUGGAGAGAGUUGCUAUUAUCCUCCUGUCAUUGACCAUGGACGUCCUAAACUAAGUACACACACAUUCGCACCUGAUGAGGCUAAAUAUGAAUGUGACAGAGGAUAUAUUCUGGUUGGAAAUCCCAUACUCUACUGCAGUUCUUCACGCUGGUCUGGUCCACCUCCUCAAUGCAAAGCUGUAUGUCCGACACCAGAGAUAGAACAUGGGAAUCUGCUUGUGGAUAAGGAUCAGUUUGUUGAAACUGAAAAUGUCACCAUCCGGUGUGACUCUGGCUAUGCUAUGGUUGGUUCCCAAAACAUUACCUGCUUGGAGGACAGGACCUGGUACCCAGAGGUGCCCAAGUGUGAGUGGGUGGUCCCUGCAGGCUGUGAGCAAGUGAUAGCAGGCAGAGAACUCAUGCAGUGUCUCCCUAGCGUGGAGGAUGUGAAGAUGGCCCUGGAGCUGUAUAAAUUGUCUUUGGAGAUUGACAUCCUGGAACUGCAGAGGGACAAGGCGAAGAAAUCCAUUCUGUAGUCACCACUCUGAUUUUUCCCGGAAGAGGCAUGAAAUGGUGCCCUGCUCCCUUCCAUUCAAUAUGGGUCACUUUAGUUAGCAACUCUGCCAUUCUUUUGCAUUGUAAUGAAUACCUAAAAAUGGUAAUUUGCCUUUUUUUUUUUUGCUAGUACUCUGAGAUUAUAGAAUUGUUGGUAAUCUUGUGGCUCACAUUUUUGCUUUUUUGGACACAAAGUGCACAUUUUUCCAUUAAAAAUUUACUUAUACAGU